Molecule: messenger RNA, 1593 nt
Organism: Conger conger (European conger)
Lineage: Eukaryota; Metazoa; Chordata; Actinopteri; Anguilliformes; Congridae
Gene: med4
Product: mediator complex subunit 4
Exons: 7
Coding region: 39-797 (252 amino acids)
Biological process (GO): regulation of transcription by RNA polymerase II
Cellular component (GO): mediator complex; core mediator complex
Molecular function (GO): transcription coregulator activity
Source: RefSeq, a predicted model, not a curated record
AUGCGCAGUAAAAAAUAGCGAGCUACAUAAAGCUCAGGAUGGCGGUUUCUGAUAAAUCGACAAAACAGCGUUUAUUAUCUGUUUUGGACGAUCUGGAGGUGCUAUCGAGGGAACUGAUUGAGAUGCUUGCUUUGUCGAGGACGCAAAAACUUCCUCAUCCCGGCGAAGACACUCAGAUUCUUGAACUUCUAGUGCAGCGGGACGGGGAGUUCCAGGAGCUAAUGAAGGUAGCUCUGGACCAGGGGAAAGUACACCAGGAGAUGCAAGUGCUGGAGAAAGAGGUAGAGAAAAGGGACAGCGACAUCCAGCAGCUGCAAAAACAGCUCAAGGAGGCCGAGCACAUACUGGCAACUGCUGUGUAUCAAGCUAAAGAAAAGUUGAAGACCAUUGAAAAGGCUCGCAAAGGGAGCAUAUCUUCUGAGGAGAUCAUAAAGUACGCGCACAGGAUCAGCGCCAGCAAUGCUGUGUGCGCGCCUCUUAACUGGGUUCCAGGUGAUCCACGCAGACCCUAUCCUACCGACCUGGAAAUGCGCAGCGGAAUGCUGGGUCACAUGAGCAACCUGCCCACCAAUGGAGUGAACGGGCACCUGCCAGGCGACGCCCUGGCAGCUGGAAGACUUCCAGAUGUUCUCACGCCACAGUACCCCUGGCAGUCCAGUGACGUGUCUGUGGGAAUGCUGCCCCCCCACCACAGCAAUGACUUCACACUUGAGCCCCCCGGCCACAACAAGGAGAACGAGGACGAUGUGGAGGCCAUGUCUACGGACUCGUCUAGCAGCAGCAGUGACUCGGACUGAGGCAUGCCCGGAGGCACUUGUGCAAACACAUGCAGCCCACCCUGUACACACACACAUGCACACAGCCCUGUACCACUGCUGCAUACACACAAACACAGCAGCACCAACCCCAAAAAAGCUGGUCUGUAACUUGAGAUACUGUGGGAAAGUCGUGGGUGUAGUCUGCAUACAUCAUGAAUGUUUGUAAGGUAUAUCUUCAAAGUGAUAUAUAUUGGGUAAUCAGAUUAGUAACACAAUGCAUCCGUCUUGUUGCACAAUCUCCUUUUUAAAUAUGGAGCUGGCUAUGUAUUGUGCCACACCACAGUAGCUGGGAUUAUUAUAGGAAUGAACUUACAGUUCCUGUUAACAUUAGCACAUGUUCUCAUGGUGGAAAACAAAGCUGUAUGUUAUAUUUUUCUGAUCUUUGUAAGUGGGGUGGAUAGUAGAUAGGGAUUAUGAAUUUGGUAGGGAUGAUACAAGCGAAAAGCAGAGGUGUGAAUCACGCUCUGGCUCCUUAUGCAUCUUAUCCAGCCUACUCCUGUCUCGGUCACUGUGCAAAACUGCACCCCGGUUGUGAGCGAUCUGGCAUUAAGUACUCUGACGAGGACAGACUGCUUGUUUCUCAAAACAAAAACAACAAACAUGCAAACUACUUUAAUAAAUACUUUGGUUUAUUAAUUUAUUUUAAUCCAAAGAACCAUCAGGUUAAUAAAAAAAUAAAUUAUGUGCAUCAGUGCAGGUAUUCUGUUUUGAUUGUCUGAAUUGUAAAUACUGUAUAUGUUUUCCUACCUUGUAAAUAAAGAACAGUCUUGACUAA